AUGAAGAAUACCUCUACCUCGACUGUCAAGUGUCCCGAUUAAUAGCCUCUUUAGUAGUUGGCGAAGCUCUUAGGCAAAAGACUACGCUCUAAAAUUCUCAUUAACAACAUACCACCAUAAUAGGCUUAGGAUGAGUAAAAAGAGAACUAGAAACCAGGUUUGAAUAAGCGAUUAAGAAUUAGGAAGGAUCAGUAAUAGUCUCAGCAGUCAAAUACCACCACAUAAUAAUAAUUGAGGGAGACUGCCACUGUUACUUCAGCCAUUAAUCAUAAGUUGGGAGCACCAGUGACAGGUGAAAAUAUAUCUUCUCUUAGUGGCUCAACACUUCUUGACGAACUACAGAGGGAUAGUAUGAUGAAUGGCGGAAAAGAUGAGGAUUUUAAUGACACUUAAAGUUUAACGGCGAGUGAUUUUGAAGUUUUGAACAAGGAAAAUUUCUUUGAUAGAAUUAACGAUGCAUUCACUUUUACUUCUCAAAUUAAAAAUUUAAACAAUAAUGAUAAUAAGCCUACAAUCUCUAAAAAUACCAGAUCAAGCUAAUAGACUGCUAGAUAGAGAAAAGAGGAUAGCAAGGUUCAAGCUGUUGCUCAAUUGAGUAAUCUGACAGCAAUAUCCUCUUACAUGAGCUAAAGUCACAAGGCUUUGAAUGAGACAUCUUAUUAAUCCUCGCAAAAUGAUUUAACUGCUCAAGCAUUGGUAAAAAAUUCGGCCUUCUCUCUUUAAUUUGAGGUUGAUCAGGUUACUGGCUUACCAAAAAUACCUGCUUAUGAGAAAACUCUUAACUAUAUGGAUGAAUAUUGGAAUGUGUACCUACAGAAUCAGGCUUUAUUAGCAUAGAUUGAUAAAAUAGCAACAGAAAGAAAUGAUCUAUUGCACAAGUCAUUUAAAAUAUAAAACUUCUAUGAUGAAAAUUUGGACAGAUUCUAAAGUGAGAGAUAUAGCUCUGGUAGAAAGAAGCAUAAUAGACGUUGUGCAAAUGAUAUCGAGAGAUAGUAUAAAUGCCCCUAUCCAAAGUGCGAAAAGUUCUAUGGGUCUGAAGGAUCUUUAAAUCUUCAUAUAAAGAUAAAGCAUAAUGGAGGAAAUAAGACUGAUAGGGAAAAAAUUGCUAAGUCCAUUGUCUUCGCUCAAGCAAACGGUAUUAAUUUGCCUGAAAAUUUUGACUUGAACUUGCCACCUGGAUCUGUUGAGAAAGCUGCUACAUAAGUUGGAGUGAGCUUAGACUCUGAGAGCAUAAAAAAGCUGGAAUAGGAUUUGACAGCAAAGAAUGAACUCACAGCUAAAAUGAUGAAGGAACAAGAAAUGCUGAAAAAUCAUAUGCAGUACCAAAAAUCAAAUAAUAUGUCAAUGAGUCAAACUAUUUACCCUCCUAGUAUGAUUAAGUCAUUUGGAGAAAAGCCUAACCAAGGGCAAGGCUAAUCAAACAGCAAUAAUGAUGAAAAUAGCUUCAAAAUGCCUACUCCUGUAAAUAAGCUCCACAAAAAUCAUUCUAGUAAUUCAGAAAAUAACCCAAACAUCCUUCCAUAAAAUGGAAAAUCAAGUAUAAUAUAACCAUACAAACCACUAAACUAGUCACCUAGAGUGGCAUUUGGAGAGAACACAAACUCUAUUCAUCAACAUUCCAAUCUAGUCCACUUGGCUGACCAUAACUCGAGCAUUUAUUCCUAAGAGAAUAAGAUGUUUGACAAAAACGAUAUGAAAAGGAUAAACAACUAAAAUCAAUAUAAUCAAAACUCAAAACACUAAUCGUCGCCUUAUACAAACUAAUCUCCCUUAAAGAACUCAAAUUUCAAUAAUUAUGGAAACACCAUGAAUAACAAUGCCGCAUCUAUUUCGAACACCAGGCAGUCAAAGAGGUUCUGA
Molecule: messenger RNA, 1860 nt
Organism: Stylonychia lemnae
Lineage: Eukaryota; Ciliophora; Spirotrichea; Sporadotrichida; Oxytrichidae
Source: the annotation of a GenBank genome assembly